AGUAAUGCACCAUCAAAUUACUCCAAAAGAUGAUAAGCAAAAGAAAUGAACAUGUUUACACUUACAUAGAUCAUGAAAAGCUUUGACUAGUAGACAACCCAUUGGUCCACAUUUCUUGAUGAAUUGGCCCGCUCUUUCAUUUUCAUUUUCCUCAACCAAAUGACCUCCCUAUUCAUGUACGCGCAUUCAAAGCUAAAGUUUGCAACAAACACCACUCAACACCUAAGCAUCUCUUUUCCUUUUCUCCCCCCUUUCCCUUUUUAUACUUCUUCUUGUACUCCUUACUUAUACUUUUGUCACUAAUCAUUUCACACUACACUACAUUCACAACUUCCUCACUUGCUUACCAAGUCGAUCAUGUAACUAUGACUCGACUCGAAACACUCUUCCUCACCAUAUUCUUACUAUCGUUCUGUUCUACAAACUUUGACCUUAGUUCCGCCCUUGAAUUCAAAGAAGCACCUAAAUUUUACAACUCCCCAAAUUGUGUAAACAAUGAUCAAACCGUCCACAUUGCAAUGACCCUAGACGCCACGUACCUCCGUGGCUCUAUGGCCGCGAUCUUAUCAAUCGUCCACCACUCCACUUGCCCCGAUAACCUCCGAUUCCACUUCAUAUCGGUCUCCUCCACCGCCACGAGUCGUGAUCUCAACCGUACAAUAGCCACCUCCUUUCCUUACCUCACAUAUUACAUGUACUCAUUGGAUGACGCUAAUGUUGCCGGUCUUAUUUCCACGUCUAUACGGUCAUCCCUCGACUGCCCGUUAAACUACGCGAGAAAUUACUUAGCUGCCCUUUUGCCGGAGCGUGUGAAGCGCGUGGUGUAUCUUGACAAUGAUGUUGUUUUGGUUGAUGAUAUUGGUAAACUUGCUGCUACUUCUCUUGGAGAAACCGCUGUUUUGGCUGCUCCCGAAUAUUGUAACGCUAAUUUCAGAACGUAUUUUACGCCGUCGUUUUGGGCUAAUCCUGCUUUGUCUAUGACAUUUGAAGGCAGAAAAGCUUGCUACUUUAAUACAGGUGUGAUGGUGAUUGAUUUAGAGAGGUGGAGAAAUGGAGAUUACACAACAAAAAUUACAGAAUGGAUGGAAUUACAAAAAAGAAUGAGGAUUUAUGAAUUGGGCUCAUUACCACCUUUUUUAUUGGUUUUUGCUGGGAAAAUAGCCCCAGUUGAUCAUCGCUGGAACCAACAUGGGCUUGGUGGCGAUAACUUUCGUGGGCUUUGUAGGGACCUACAUCCAGGCCCAGUUAGUCUGUUACAUUGGAGUGGUAAAGGUAAGCCUUGGGCCCGUUUAGAUGCUAAACGGCCCUGUCCAUUGGACUCACUUUGGGCCCCUUAUGAUUUGUUGCAGACACCUUUUUUACUUGAUUCCUGAAAAAAAAAAAGUACCUUUUUAUGUAGUAUUUUCUAUCAUCUAUAGGUAGGGAUGUUAGGAUGCAUAUAACAUACUAUAUGUAUACGUAAGUUUUGUUAUUAUUACAAGUAACUUCCAAUGUAUUGAAGUUGUAGAAAUACAAAAAUGAGCUUGUUUAUCAUCAACUUGUUGAUAACAAGAGAAAACGCGCGUAUAAACGUACACAUUAGAAUGAAAGGUUCAACCUGUAUGGUUGCUACGUACUUA
This is a messenger RNA of Chenopodium quinoa (quinoa), 1619 nucleotides long. Its product is annotated as probable galacturonosyltransferase-like 1. Bases 366 to 1373 code for a protein of 335 amino acids. The transcript has 2 exons. The record is from RefSeq and is a predicted model, not a curated record. NCBI's taxonomy places the organism in Eukaryota, Viridiplantae, Streptophyta, Magnoliopsida, Caryophyllales, Amaranthaceae. Gene Ontology annotation, molecular function: glycosyltransferase activity. Gene Ontology annotation, cellular component: Golgi apparatus.